Messenger RNA from Iphiclides podalirius (scarce swallowtail), 816 nucleotides. The record is from the annotation of a GenBank genome assembly. Lineage: Eukaryota; Metazoa; Arthropoda; Insecta; Lepidoptera; Papilionidae.
AUGUUUGCUUGCACCGUGGCAAGUGUUGGAGACGCUGGUGCACUCGCCGCACCUCCGCGAGACGCUGCUCGUGAGUGGACAAUGGCCCCUAUUCUCAUUGGGCGUUGGGGCGAUGGAUGUUUGCUUGCACCGCGGCAAGUGUUGGAGACGCUGCUCGUGAGUGGACAAUGGCCUCUAUUCUUAUUGGGCAUUGGGGCGAUGUUUGCUUGCACCGCGGCAAGUGUUGGAGACUCUGCUCGUGAGUGGACAAAUGGCCUCUAUUCUCAUUGGGCGUUGGGGCGAUGUUUGCUUGCACCGCGGCAAGUGUUGGAGACUCUGCUCGACGCCUCCACGUGUUUGCUGAGGUCGGAGCCCACGACUUACUUGGAAGAUUUCGUAAUGACGGACUACACACUGUACGAAAUGCUCGGCGACUCCAUUAUGCCAAGGCGCACCCUCUUCCCAUAUAAAGAAUCCGUCCCAAGCGAAGAAACGGCCGGCGAGAAGACGCCUGAGGAGGAGUUCACCUAUCCCCCAGUUAGGCCUGUCGUGAAACGGCCCAAAGCAAGACUUCUGCCGGUGACAAGAUCGUCGCGCCCCCCCCUCCACCGGGACGCCGCCUUCGAGGCGACAAGCUUGACGCUACGCAAGCCGCGCCGCAUCACCAUCAAGCUGAAGAACUGCCGCUCGAAGGAGAUACAAAAGCCGAGCUCGGAACCGAAUCCGAGUGUGAGUAGGAGAAACGAUGUGAUCGUCGCCAGCGGCCUCUUGAAUAGGUUUAGAUACAGACUGAGCAAGCCCAGUGACACGUUUCCAAUAUUUGGAGCUUUAACGUUA